UAUCAUUAUCUCUCUAGCUUGAAAUGGCUCAGUAGUCGCAACAAUUGAGUCUCGGAGGGCUCUUAAGAGCGGACAUGGACUCGAACCGGCCGCCCGAAACGCUACAGAAGAACCAGCGCUUCGCUGGCGGCCGGAUUCCGCCGAACCCUCGAAGCUCCGGCCACCGGAGGGCCCAAUCGGAGAGCUUCUUCCGCCUCCCCGACGAGUUCCUCUUCGAUUCUGACCAUGACUUUAAUUUUCCUGAUUUCGACUUCCCCUCUGUCUCAGAGGACAUCUCCGGCAGCAGAUCCGCCGCCGCCGCUGCCAUUCCGGCUGAUUCUAGUGGCAUGCCAAAGUCGUUGGUGGUGCAACCGGUGGCGAGACCUUCCGGUGGUGGAGCUCACUUGAGGAGUCUAUCGUUGGACACGGCGUUUUUCGAUGGGUUGUGUUUCGAAGGGCUUGGUGCCAUCAGUGGUUCGGUACCGGAGAAGAAGCCGCAGCAUCAGCAUAGCGGCUCAACAGACGGGGCGACGUCUUCUUUUGAAGAGGAGUCGAUGAUGCCGUCUACGGAUUAUUCGAAAGCGGCGGAUAAGCUCGCAAAGCUGGCUCUGAUCGAUCCAAAGAGAGCCAAAAGAAUUCUCGCGAACAGGCAGUCUGCUGCUCGAUCAAAAGAGAGAAAGGUACGCCACACAAGCGAACUUGAGCGGAAGGUGCAGACACUUCAGACAGAGGCAACAACUCUCUUGGCUCAGCUUACCUUGCUUCAGAGGGAUUCUACUGGCUUAACUUCUGAGAAUACAGAACUCAAGCUGCGGUUGCAGUCUAUGGAACAAGAGGCUCAUCUCAGCGAUGCUUUGAACGAAGCAUUGAGAGAAGAAGUUCAACGACUCAAGUCACAGGCUCCAAACAGUAGUGGAAACACCUUCAGCCUAGGAUUUCAGCAGUCUUCCUCCCCUUACUUCCCUCAUUUUCCUAACCAACAGACUCAGCAGAUUCAUUCAGGUAUACUUAACAGCCAUCUGAAUCAGCUUCUCAACUCAGCUUCUUCUCCUGCUUUCCCAAACGGCCAAGCUUUCAAUGAUCAGAAUGUUCAUGAUUCUAUGGACCUGAUGUAAUGAUCUAUCAAGUGCUGAAGAAUACCUCUAAUGAGGAACAAGCUAAGUUGAUAUUUUACUUAUUUAAUGUAAGGGGGAUUUGGAUGUAUAUUAUUAAAUUAUUAUAUUUUUACCUCUAUAAUAUAUAAAUUCUUAUAUUUAUUUAUAAAA
Molecule: messenger RNA, 1244 nt
Organism: Dendrobium catenatum
Lineage: Eukaryota; Viridiplantae; Streptophyta; Magnoliopsida; Asparagales; Orchidaceae
Product: transcription factor VIP1
Exons: 4
Coding region: 75-1094 (339 amino acids)
Biological process (GO): regulation of DNA-templated transcription
Cellular component (GO): nucleus
Molecular function (GO): DNA-binding transcription factor activity
Source: RefSeq, a predicted model, not a curated record